Molecule: messenger RNA, 3532 nt
Organism: Bactrocera oleae (olive fruit fly)
Lineage: Eukaryota; Metazoa; Arthropoda; Insecta; Diptera; Tephritidae
Product: protein fem-1 homolog CG6966
Molecular function (GO): protein binding
Source: RefSeq, a predicted model, not a curated record
CCAAUUUUCGCAAAUAUCCGUGGUGGUGGGUGCUUAUUUACAUUGCGCUCUCAUAGAUAGACCGUACCAGCUGAUUCGAUCUACGUUUUCCAACAUAAUUUGCUGAUGCCUCUUUUAUUUAGGGACGGCAGUUAGCAGGAUAAGUUGAUCUAUUUUAGUAUGCUUUUGAAUGUUCCUAAGCAUCCAAUAUGGCAAGGUAACUUAGGGAUGCCUUGUUUUAAUCUUCGAAAAUGGCAUGGUGGUAUCUGGUGCUGCCAUAUUAUACGAAAUAUAAAUUAGAUUAAGCUAUUGAAACGGCAGCCCUGUCCGGAAGCAAAAUAUAGUCGAAUUUUGCUGUACGUCGAGUUCGAACGUGUUUUUUAGUAUUGUUGAUGUUGAGUUAAAAAAAGCAGAGAAAAUAUAUAUCGAACUAUUUUUUGGCUUGUGGAUGCCCAGUACAACAACAAUAAUAAAUAUUUUAUUUGAUAUUGGACCCAGUUUCAUCGAGUUUUUUUGGACACGCGUUUUUUAUUAAUUAUUGCUUAAAAUUUUGGUAUCCAAUAAGAUUGUUUGUUGUUGAUGUUCGAUGUUUAAGCCUAGUUCAUCCAGAGAAUCUUAAACAAAAAAUUCUUGUAUGUUCUCUGGCUCAUCCGUGGAAUUUUUUUUACGCAUUUUGCUUUGGUAUUCAUUCGUUAAAGCAUGCUGAAGAGAACCAAAUGUAUCAACCGAAUUUUUAGUGUCACUUAUUCUAUUUCUGGCUAAGUUUUUCAUUCGAGAACAAAGAAGUAAAUUUUAACGCGUAAAAGUGCCAAAAUAAUAUAACAAGAAAUAAUAGAAGUAAAAAUCGGUGAAUAAGGCAAACACAAGAAGUGCUAAAGAAAGAACUGUCUUCCUGUUUGUGUGGCCUACGGGUUGUUUUUCUGUUUGGCUGUCGCAAAAACAACAACAAUAAAAUAAAAUAAAAUAAAAAUUGUGAUAUUGAUUUGCAAGAAAAAAUAAUUUUAUGUCGAAGUUCUGCCUUGGCUAUGGAUUGUAAAUUUGUUGUUUAUAAUGCGGCUCGAGACAACAACUUAUCGCAGUUGAAGCAUACCCUCUCCAACAGAUCAGAGUCAGAAACAAAAAUGCUUAUAUCAGCGAGAGUUAACGGAGCUACACCAUUAGUAAUUGCCUGCCGAAAUGGUCACUAUAACAUUGUGGAGUAUUUGCUAAAACGACACGCCAAUGUUGAGCAAGUAGGUUCUGUAAGUUUUGAUGGUGAACCCAUUGAGGAUGCGCCACCGUUAUGGUGCGCCGCAGCAGCUGGUCAUUAUGGUAUUGUGAAGCUUCUUGUUCAUCAUGGGGCAAACGUAAAUAGUACAACCCGCACUAACUCUACACCACUCCGCGCUGCUUGUUUUGAUGGACAUUUUGAUAUUGUCAAGUUUCUGGUGACCAAUGGUGCAGAUUUUGAAGUGGCAAAUCGUCAUGGACAUACAUGCUUAAUGAUCGCAUGCUACAAAGGUCAUUAUAAGAUCGCUCAGUAUCUAUUAACAUUAAACGCAGAUGUGAAUCGGUGUAGUAUAAAAGGAAAUACAGCUUUGCAUGAUUGUGCAGAAUCUGGUUCAUUGGAGAUUUUGCAAUUGUUGUUAAAGCAUGGCGCAACAAUGGAUGUCGAUUAUUACGGUAUGACGCCGCUUUUGGCUGCGAGCGUGACGGGGCAUUUACCAAUUGUAGAACAUCUUAUUACCUUGGCCUGCGUUAGUAGAAAAAGUCGCAUCGAUGCUUUAGAACUAUUGGGUGCUACUUAUGUAGACAAAAAACGUGAUAUGAUCAGCGCUUUGUCCUUGUGGCGAAGGGCAAUGGAGGAUCGAAAUCAAGAACCUAAAAUACCAAAAACUAUUAGCGAGCCAAUUGCUGCAUACGAAUAUGUAUCGGAAGUGAAAACAAUAGAAGGACUCGAAGAGUUAGUGCUAGAUCCCGAUGAAAUGCGAAUGCAAGCUUUAGUUAUACGACAGCGUAUUUUAGGCCCUACGCAUCCUGAUACAAGCUACUACAUACGUUUCAGAGGAGCGCAUUAUGCAGAUGCUGGACGUUUCGAUCGUUGUAUUGAGUUAUGGACGUAUGCUUUGACGAUGCAGCAGAAAAUUUUACAACCUCUCAGCCCAAUGACCCAAUCAUCUUUGUUAUCAUUUGCGGAACUGUUUAGUUUUAUGCUUGUUGAAGCAGGUCGUUUGUUGCCACGCGGUCGAAUUGUUCCUCCAAUUGAAGCCAGAGACAUGUUGCUGAUAUUUAAUAAGGCUGUUCUAGAAGUGGAGCGAGGCCUUAAAUGGACUAUAGAACAGGAAAAAACUCCUAUUGCAGUACCAUCAAUACAUGAUUGUAAUCACGAUCCGAACGCGUUGAGCCGCGCCUUAGUAAGCGCUUUACAUAUUGGUUGUUUAUUGGCUUCACUUGAAGAAGAUGAAAGUUUCUGUCCAAAUAUGCGCAAACAAAUUUUAUAUUCUUUGUACAAGUUGAAUCGGCUUAAAGUGUCUGUUCGAUCAGGCCGAACAGCUUUACACUACGCUUGUUACCGAGAAGGUACACUUGUCGGUCGUUAUCCAGCUUGUCAGUUUCCUUCGCCAGCAUUAGCUAAAGCUCUACUUGAAGUUGGAGCUGAUCCAAAUGCUAGGGAUGAUGCAGGCAACUCUCCUUUGCAUUUAGCUGCAACAGCGCAACAAUGUCCACGUUCGCUUUCAAAAGUUCUUUUAAAACAUGGUGCACAUUUGGAUGCCAAAAAUGAUGCCGGUGAAACCUUCGAAUCAUUGUUGAAACCCCGAAAAAUACAUGAAGUCGUUAAUCCAUUGAAAUAUACCACACUAGCUUGUUUGGCCGCACGAACGAUACAGAAACAUCGAAUUAAAUAUACAAACAUUGUGCCUCCAUCGCUUUACACAUUUAUUGAAAUUCAUUAAUUGCUGUAGUGCGUCAAAACCGCGAUGAAUAAUGGUACAUAGAACGCUUACAGUGUGGAUGACUAUUAACCAUGUGACAAAUGAUCGCGGUUAUGAAUAAUUUGUGAUCGUUUUUUUCAUAUUUGAUUCAAUAAUAUUUUACGUGUAUAUUGCUUAUCGAGUCACAUAUAAGGAAACAUUUAAGUUAAUUAUACUAACGUUCAUGUUUAUUUUCGUUUUCUUUAAUAUUUGCACUGAUAAAUAUAAUGUAACAAAAUACAAUAGACUUGAGCGGGUUCAAUGUUAAAUUGUUUUUAAAUCAUUGCCACGGAAUAAAAUAUUGUAGGAUCAUUUAAUGACAAACAGAAAAAGUCUGUGCAAGUGACAAACUAAGGGCAUUGAUAAACAUAUUAAGUUUUAUACGAAAGUGUUUGACCAAAAAUAAUGUCGAAAAGGCAAAAUUGUAAAACUCUUAUGGAUUACUUAAUCAAUUUUGUGUCUAGGAUUAAGUAUAUACUACAUUCAUAUAAAUAUAUUCAUAGAAAGAAGAGAAAUCAAACGACUAGGCAAAUAAGUAUAACAAAAUAAACUUCAUAAUUUGCAAACCGCUAUUUUCAAUGUAUAGUUGCAUCGUCAAUUUA